Ochotona princeps (American pika) is the source of this 742-nucleotide messenger RNA. RefSeq names its product exocyst complex component 1 like (gene EXOC1L). The transcript is spliced from 3 exons. The record is from RefSeq and is a predicted model, not a curated record. Lineage: Eukaryota; Metazoa; Chordata; Mammalia; Lagomorpha; Ochotonidae. Bases 1 to 519 code for a protein of 172 amino acids.
AUGUCAUCGCUGGUGAAGGAGGACUUGGAGAAGAAGCUGUUUAAGCCACUCUCACAGAAUCUGUACGAGUUCAUCGAAAUCGAGUUCUCAGACCAGGACAGGUACUACCUCUGCGUGUCAGUGACAAAAAAUAAAGAAGUCAAAAUAAUUAUAGUGAAGCACUACCGAAUAGGUUUAGAUGAAAAAUACGAAGUAACGAAAAAAUGGUCUUUGAAUGAUCUGCGGAUGAUUGAUGGCAAGGAAGCAGAUACUGACAAUCCAUUUUUUGAUCUGCACUUCAAGAAAGUGUACAGGUUGGAAGCUUAUAGUUGUGCUUCGAAAUACGCCUUUGCUCGAACUGUCAACAGGCUGAACCACACGUAUCUCAGGAAGGACUUACAGCUUGUAAACUUUGAUCCUACCUAUAUAAAUGACGAUUGCGUUUGGUCCUCCAACAACAAGGACUGCUUGGUCCUCCUGAGAAUAUGUUUCUAUGCUUCCAAUCUCUUGUGCUUGUCCCUGUGUCCUCUGCCCAUCUGAAGACGUGCACACACCAUGGUCUUCAUCAGCUGUCCUCUAGCACAGUGGUCCCCAGCUGCCUCUUACUAGCAAACAUUUUGUUUCUUCACAGCAUCAAUGAUUGUGAUCUUUAUGAAGUGCAGUGAACUGUGUCUUAAUGUAGCCAUUCGAUAUUUGAAAUGUGUUGCCAGUGUGUUUCUUAGCAACUUGGAAAGGAGCUGGAUAGUUUUGAAUAAUUAGUAUU